AUGUUGCUCUCUCCUUCUACCUCGCCGUCUCCGGCGGACUCUCCGCCUGCCACGUCAUCACCUCCCCUUCCCCCGCCGUUUAUAUCUCCUCCGCCGUUGGCUCCACCACCGUCUCUCUUAGCUCCCACCGCUUCCCCACCGCCUCCACCUCCGGUGGAAUCUCCACCUUCUCUUCCGUUGGAAGCUCCUCCGGCAUCAGCCCCUUCCGGUUCACCGCCAUUGCCUUUCCUUCCCUCCAAACCAUCUCCGCCGCCUUCUUCACUUCCCUCCGAGUCACCACCGCCACCGGAAAAUCCGAUUUCUCCACCACCAUCUUCACUUCCCUCCGAGACACUACCGCCACCGGGUAAAACGAUUCCUCCGCCGCCUCCUUCACUUCCAUCCAAUUCACUCCCGCCGUUGAAUACGGCUUCCCCUCCGCCGCCGUCUCCUCCUCGCCGCCGUGGUCCUAAGCCUUCAUUCCCUCCUCCCAUCAGUUCCUCUCCACCAAAGGCUUCUCCGACCACGCCGUCUUCACCAGUAAAUUCUCCUCCACCUAAACCACCGCUCUCAGCGACGCCAUUUCCCACUUCAUCCACCUCUCCGCCGAAGAACUCGCCGGCAUCAACUCUUCCUUUCUUUGGGCCGGUGGGCCCACAACCGGAUAAGCCAGAUGGGACAGUAGCACCACCUAUUGGGCCCGUUAUAGAGCCCACAACGAGUCCCGGCGAAUCAAUCUCCCCGGGAACGCCACAGCCACUGGUACCCAAGAGUCUUCCUGAGACGACGUCGUAUCACCGAUCUUCCGCCGGAUUCUUAUUCGGCGGCGUAAUCGUUGGAGCUCUUCUGCUUGUUCUGCUAGGUCUUCUCUUUGUCUUUUACAGAGCUACAAGAAACAGAAAUAACAGCUCUCGUCAACAUCAAUCAAAAUCUCCAUCGAAAGUUCAACAUCAUGGACGCAGUAAUGUCGAACCAAACCAGGAGAAUGUUAUCACGAUACCACCUCAAGUCCAUGCUACACCACCAAAAUAUUCAUCGAGCGUAAGCAACGGUACAAAGGAGAAGAAUGCUGUUGCGAUGAACAACAUUACGAUGUCAUCUGGAAUGUUCACAUACGAAGAACUGUUAGAGGCAACGUGUGGAUUUUCAGAGGCAAACCUUUUGGGAGAAGGUGGAUUCGGUUACGUUCACAAGGGAGUGCUGAAAAACGGGAGAGAAGUUGCGGUGAAGCAGCUCAAGAUCGGGAGCUAUCAAGGGGAAAGAGAAUUCCAAGCUGAAGUUGACACAAUCAGUAGAGUUCAUCAUAAACACCUCGUUUCCUUGGUCGGUUAUUGCAUUAACGGAGACAAAAGACUCUUGAUUUACGAAUUUGUUCCUAAGGAUACAUUGGAGUUCCACUUGCAUGGGAACAGAGGAAGUGUGUUGGAGUGGGAAAUGAGGCUCAGGAUUGCUGUAGGAGCAGCAAAAGGAUUAGCAUACCUUCAUGAGGAUUGCAGUCCAACUAUAAUCCACCGUGAUAUCAAAGCAGCUAAUAUCCUUCUAGAUUCCAAAUAUGAGGCAAAGGUCUCUGACUUUGGACUAGCCAAGUUCUUUUCAGACACCAAUUCGUCAGUCACUCAUAUCUCUACUCGAGUGGUAGGAACUUUCGGAUACAUGGCUCCAGAGUACGCGUCUAGUGGUAAAGUAACUGAUAAAUCAGAUGUAUAUUCCUAUGGGGUCGUGCUUCUAGAACUCAUCACCGGACGUCCAUCAAUCUUCCCCAGAGAUCCUACCACAAACCAGAGUUUAGUUGACUGGGCAAGGCCAUUGCUUGCGAAAGCGAUAUCUGGAGAAAGUUUUGAGCUUGUUGUAGACCCGAGGUUGGAGAAGAAUUACGAUACAACUCAAAUGGCAAACAUGGCCGCUUGUGCUGCUGCUUGCAUACGCCAAUCAUCUUGGCUUCGGCCCCGAAUGAGCCAGGUGAUCCGUGCUCUUGAAGGCGAGGUGGCACUUAGAAAUGUCGAAGAGACGUAUAGCUCUUCUGAAAACCCGAAUGGCAUCCCUCUACGGUAUGGAACAAGUAAGAGGAGAUUCAACACGGAUUCAAGCGAUGACUACACUUCAGAGUAUGGGAUCAAUCCUUCUCAGUCGAGCAGUGAGCAUUAGUCUACCAAGUUCUAUGGGGUAAUAAGUUUCGCCACAACCAUUGGGCCUAUAGGAUGCAGUCAUCUUGGGUUGGCUAAAAAUAGCCUUCCUCAUUCAUUUUGUAGCUAUUGAUUAACACCUGUGAAGGGUUCUGGAAAACACAGCUUGUGUUCUCGUGAAUUUUAAAAUUUGGGGAUAUCUUUUGUAUAAAUAUGCUGUAACCUAUGGGUACGAAUCAUUAUUAUGAUUGUGGAAACAGAUAAUGAAUUACUCGAGUAAAUGAAUAGCAA
Molecule: messenger RNA, 2393 nt
Organism: Eutrema salsugineum
Lineage: Eukaryota; Viridiplantae; Streptophyta; Magnoliopsida; Brassicales; Brassicaceae
Product: proline-rich receptor-like protein kinase PERK14
Exons: 8
Coding region: 1-2124 (707 amino acids)
Biological process (GO): protein phosphorylation
Molecular function (GO): protein kinase activity; ATP binding
Source: RefSeq, a predicted model, not a curated record